ACCACGAGCCUUAUCUUUCAACCAGUUGUUUAAAACUCACUAAUUUUGCACAAUCGAUAGCUCUUGUUCGAUCUACUCCUCAAAUUCCUCAACAAGCUUCCAGGUUCUGGCGGUAUACGUGAUCAAACACAUUCCCGGUGUUUUCCAUCUCAAAGGUUAGAAGGAACUUAUCGGUUUGCCUCUUCUCAUGCUGUCGCUUAUUUGAAUUAGUGAAAUGGAAAGGGGUAGAGGAUUCGAUGACUUUGAUCCGGAACCGCUUCCUCCAGAAAGACCCGUGGACAGAUAUGGUUUUAUAAAGCAGAGUGUUAAUAGCACUGGCACUAAAGAAGGUUUACCAAGGAGUAGGGAAGCUAGAAGAGUAAGAAAGUGGAGGAAAAUGAUUGGGGUUGGUGGGAGUGAUUGGAAACAUUAUGUAAGGAGAAAGCCACAUGUUGUUAAAAGACGAAUAAGGAAAGGUAUUCCUGAUUGUUUAAGGGGUCUUGUUUGGCAGUUGAUCUCUGGAAGCCGAGACCUUUUGCUGAUGAACCCAGGGGUUUAUGAGCAACUUGUAAUUUAUGAGACAUCUGCUUCAGAACUAGAUAUAAUUCGGGAUAUAUCUCGCACCUUCCCCACACAUGUUUUCUUUCAGCAGAGACAUGGACCUGGCCAGAGGUCCCUUUACAAUGUUUUGAAGGCAUACUCUGUCUUCGAUAGAGCUGUCGGAUAUGUCCAGGGAAUGGGUUUUUUAGCAGGUCUUUUGCUUCUUUACAUGAGCGAAGAGGAUGCGUUUUGGUUACUGGUUGCCUUACUAAAAGGAGCUGUUCAUGCUCCUAUGGAAGGCUUAUAUCAGGUUGGGCUGCCUCUUGUACAGCAAUACUUGUUUCAGUUUGAGCACUUGGUGAGGGAGCACAUGCCAAAGCUGGGUGAACAUUUUAGCCGGGAGAUGAUAAAUCCGAGCAUGUAUGCUAGCCAGUGGUUCAUAACCGUUUUCUCGUACUCUUUCCCGUUCCCUUUGGCUCUUCGAAUUUGGGAUGUAUUUCUAUUUGAGGGCAUUAAGAUUGUCUUUAAAGUCGGAUUGGCCCUUUUGAAAUACUGCCAUGACGAUUUGAUACAUUUAUCCUUUGAGAAACUCGUUCAUGGUUUGCGUAACUUCCCGGAGGAUGCAAUGAACCCAGAUAUAUUACUGCCGAUGGCUUAUUCGAUCAAGGUAUCCCGGAGCUUAUCAGAAUCGAAAAUCGAGUACGAGAAGAAACACGGAAAGGCGAAGACGAGAAUCGAAGCAUAAUCGACAGUCUACCUGUUCAUUCUUAUUCUCACUGUUUUGCUAAAGAAGCUCAAGGCAAAUUUCAUUUCUAGCUCCUCUCCCAUGGUGUAGCAAAUUAUCCUCAAUGUACUUCUUUUCUAGUCCUUUUUAACUUUAUUUUCAUGAGAUUAUAUGCAUCAAAUUCUCAACAAAUCCAUAUUAUGUGACCCUUUUUCUUGUUUUAAGAUUAAAUAAUAAAACCUUUUUAAAUGGUUUUUUUCCU
Hibiscus syriacus is the source of this 1505-nucleotide messenger RNA. RefSeq names its product EVI5-like protein. Bases 215 to 1264 code for a protein of 349 amino acids. The transcript is spliced from 9 exons. NCBI's taxonomy places the organism in Eukaryota, Viridiplantae, Streptophyta, Magnoliopsida, Malvales, Malvaceae. The record is from RefSeq and is a predicted model, not a curated record.